Messenger RNA from Spinacia oleracea (spinach), 3719 nucleotides. RefSeq lists its product as uncharacterized. The coding region runs from base 198 to 2228 and encodes 676 amino acids. NCBI's taxonomy places the organism in Eukaryota, Viridiplantae, Streptophyta, Magnoliopsida, Caryophyllales, Amaranthaceae. The transcript has 5 exons. Gene Ontology annotation, cellular component: membrane. The record is from RefSeq and is a predicted model, not a curated record. Gene Ontology annotation, molecular function: protein binding.
AAAUUAUCAACGUAUGUAGAUCCACUUAAAUUAGCAUUUAGUCAAUACUCCAUAAAGUGUCCAUACCUCAGAGCCUUGUUUCAGUUCGUCCAUCUUUUAAAUGAUAAAAUAUUGUUGGCACUGGAGUAGUGCUCUACUGCUACAGUUCACCUUGACAAAACAAAAGUAGCAAACUUACCACCAAACCGUUUAAGAAGAUGAUUGCUGGAGAUUCGGUAGCUUCUGAUUUAAAGGCACGAUGGGCACAUCAGACCAACAAUGAAGCUCCACAUACAAGGGACUCACCGGAGGUUGUUGUUACACUAGAUCCGGAUUCUCCAAAGCUUAAUGAGGCAAGAAUUAGAAGAAAAAAGUUCGUAAAAUAUGGAGUGCGUCUGUACCAAGCUGCUUUGGAUGGUGACUGGGAGAAGGCGAGCCGCAUUUUCGAGAAAGAUCGGAGUUGGAUAACAGCCCCAAUCACAAAACAUGAAGAUACAGUCCUUCACAUUGCAGCAGCGUCCAAACACCCUCAUUUUGUCACAAAACUGUUGGGCCUUAUGAUUGAAGAAGAUUUGGAAAUAACAAACACAAACAGAAAUACGGCUUUUUGCUUUGCAGCAUCAUCCGGAAAUGUAGAUAUUGCAAAAGUAAUGGUGAAGAAAAAUCAAAAACUACCAAACAUUAAAGGGAAUGCAAAUAUGACACCUCUUUUAAUGGCCAUCCUUCUUCGCCAUAGACCGAUGGUGGAUUACCUCAUGGACGUAACAAAUCAUCAACAAUUAAAGGAUCAUGAUCGCAUUGCGCUGCUCACCAGUGCCGUUGAGGCUGGUUUGUUUGAAUUAGCUCUUAAAUUCAUAAAGGAGCGUCCCGAUUUGGCACUCCUACGGAAUUCGAAGAAAAAGACUGUUCUACACACUCUUGCUACUCAAAGGCAUCUACAUCAUGGCACGAACAUGGGCAACGAUAGAAAAGACGAGAAACAGCUGGCACUAGCACUUCAAGUAACCGAGAUAGCUUGGAAAAGAGUCAUCGAAGAAGAUGAGGAUGAUAUCUCAGAUUUGAUUGGAUAUCCAUCACGACUAUUGUUUGUGGCAGCUAAAAUUGGGAAUGUUGAUUUCUUAAGAACACUAAUCAUUAUAUAUCCUGAUGUAAUAUGGAAAGUUGAUGAAAAAAGAAGAAGUAUAUUCCAUAUAGCUAUCAAGUAUAGACAUGAGGAGAUCUUCAAGCUCAUACAUGAAAUCGGAACCAUAAAAGAUUUCGUUGCUACUUACAUGGAUGACCAAGGUAAUAACAUGCUUCAUUUAGCAGCAAAGAUUGCACCUCCUCAUAGACUCAACUGCGUCUCCGGUGCAGCCUUACAAAUGCAACGAGAGCUACUAUGGUUUAAGGCGGUCAAGGAAGUUGUCCAACCCCAAUAUGUGUGGGAAAAAAAUAAUAUGAAAAAACACAAAAUUGUCGAGGAUAGAAGUGGAUCCUUUAAGUCCGCCCAAAAUGAUGAUGUUAGAAGUGAAUCUGAAAUUGAUGAGGUUAGAAGCGAAUCCUUGAAGUCCGCCCAAAAUGAUGAGUAUAGAAGUGAUGAAUCUGAAAGCAAUGAGGAUAAUAGUGAGUCAGAAAAUGAUGAAGAUAAAAGUGAUUCCAGAAAAACCCCACAAGCUUUAUUCAGUAAACAACACGAGAAACUACGGUUACAAGGGGAGGAAUGGAUGAAGAAAACAGCAGAGUCAUGUACUCUAGUGGCAACACUCAUCACAACGGUAGUUUUUACAGCAGCUUUUACCUUACCAGGUGGUACUGAUGACAAAGAUGGAACUCCAAUUCUAUUAAAAAAACUUCUUUUUAAGGUCUUUGCAAUAUCUAAUGCAGUUUCAUUGUUUGCUUCAACAACUUCAAUAUUAAUGUUUCUGUCAAUCCUAACCUCAAGAUAUGCAGAACAUGACUUUAUAAAGGUACUACCUUUCAAGCUCAUGGUUGGCCUAACAUCUUUGUUCGUCUCCAUAGCGACUAUGAUGGUCGCAUUCACUGUCACAUUCUUCAUCACCUUUCAACGUGAUUCGAUAUGGAUUCCGGCACCUAUUGUUCUACUAGCAGUUAUACCUGUUUUGCUCUUUGGUUUCCAACAAUCUCCUCUUAUUUCGGACAUAUAUUGUUCAACAUAUCGAUCUUGGACUUUGUUUCAGCCAAGUGAUAAACGAAAGCUUUGUUGGAAUAACAAAAGGCUAAAACAAAAAUGUAUCACAAAUACAAUGUGAUUUUAUUUUUAGAGGAUUGUCUAAUACUAAGCUACCUCUGUAUUUUAUUAGUUGACAUAAUUUGAUUUUGACACUACUCAUACAAGCUCAUUUGACUUUCUUUUGUGAUUUAUAAUAAAAAAAACGGAUUUUUCAUGAAAUACCCCUGAAUUUUUGCAAAAUUCACCAAAUGCCCCUCGACUUUCAGAAAUUCACCAAAUGCCCUCCACUUUUUAACAAAUACACAAGAUACCCUUAAUGAGCAUUUUCUGUCAAUUCUGUUAGAUUACCGUCAACUUUACCCCUAAUUAACUCUAUUAUUCCUAACUUAUCUAAUUAUCCUAAUUAAAUUAAAAAUAGAAAAUAAAAAAUCCCUUGUGUUUUUCUCUCUCUCCGUUCAUUCUCUUUCCCAAAUGAAAACCAUGGCAGCCAUGGCAGUCACCACCAUGGUCAUCCCCUUUCUCUCUCCUCAUCCCCUUCACUACCCCUAUUCCUAUUCCUCUCCCCUUCACCAACCUAUGAAAAUAAACAGACCCAAUUCGCAGAGCCUUAUAUACGGGAUUUGAUCUGGUGCAUCACAACUCCAUCAAACAAGGUCUUCAUCCCUCUGAUUGUAUCAUCACCAUCGUUAAUCGUGAAUUUCCAUAUGUUGUUGUUUUCAUGGUUGUUGCUUAUAACUUUGCGGUGGUGAAUAUGUUGCCAGAAACUGUAACAGUGAUACUAAAAUUGGAGGUGGGGCUGCAUUGAAGACCCGCUUGCCGCGGCUGUUACGGCUGUGCUCCGAUCGAUUUUCGUCUUCCCCUGCUUUUUCCGCCGAUGCACCUCCUCUCCUUCUCAAUUUUUCGGCACCGCCGCAGCAGGUUGGUUGUCGGUAUGAGUUGUUGUUGCUUCAAUCACCUCUUCAUUAAUUUCAAGAAAUCAAAAUCAAUUAUUGUGAAGGUAUAUCUUGGAAGAUUAAUUUGGAGAUGAAAUUCUCGAAUGUCUGUGGAGUUGGUGAGAGGGAUUUUGUCAGUGUUAUUGAAAGGGACUAAGGGUAAAUUAAUUAGUUGAAGUAACCCAAUUGCACUCCUCCUCUCCAAUUGUAUUUAUGGUUGAUUUAAUUUCCAGAAUUUUAGUUCUCUCUCCAUAUGUUCCCUGAACUUGUGAGGGUUUGUUUGAUUUUUUUUCCCCAAAAUUUGUAAGGGAAAGAGGAGAGGAAGCUCAGAAAAUCAGAGAAGUUGCAGAGGCAGGCACAUGCGAGGUAGGAGACGACAAUAGACAUAUCGAUGGUGUGGCAGAGAUUAGACAUCCAUGGAAGAAGGAGAAAGGGAAGAUCCAUGGAAGAAAGAGAAAGGGAAGAUAAAAGGGGCGAGGAGGAAGGUUAGUGGUGGGUUGGCAGUUGAUUUUUUUUAAUAGUAAAUUAGAUUAAUUAGGAGUUAAUUAGUUUAGUUAAGAAAAAAGUUAACGGAAAAGUUAACGGAGCUGACGGAAAAUCUUCAUUAAUGGCAUAUUGUGUAUUAAGUUUAUGAAUAA